GACACAUUUCUUGAUGGGACUUUAAUUACUCGCAAACCAAUCAAUUAAAUCCAGAUUUAUGAUUUGCGUCACCAAAUCCGUCCCUUCGUUGACCUCAUCACAAACCUUCUCUCUCUUCAGUCCUUACCUUCCAUCUCCGCCUUGCUUAGCCAGAAACUUCCGAUAAGAGCCCUACCACUCUCUCUCCUUGGGUUUUUACCUUAAGAAAACCCCCCCAAGAAACAUCUCCUCGCUUCCCUUCCUUCUUUGUCUCGUUAAUCUUUUCUUAAAGCCCAGAAAAACGUGUUCUUCUUCCUGUUCUCCGCCACCGAAGAAGAGUCCCAAUCCAAUCCCAUCUCGGUGAAUCAAACAUCGUAGAAGAAGAAGAUUGAGAAGCCAGAGAGAGGAAGAAGAAGAUGUGUUGCGAUUGCGAUUGCGAGUGCCGUCCGCUGGGGUGGCUGCUGGGCCUCCCCUUCGCCCUCCUUUCUCUCCUCGUCUCCAUUGUCGGCGUUGUCAUCUGGAUCGUCGGGUUGUUGCUGUCGUGCAUCUGCCCGUGCUGCCUGUGCGUGACGGUGCUGGUGGAGCUGGCCAUCGAGCUCAUCAAAGCCCCUCUCCAUGUCAUGGAGUGGUUCACCUCUCAGAUCCCCUGUUGAUCUCCGCUUCGAUCUUCUUCUUGUUCUCCUGUUCUAUCUUGCUGCGGGAUGGGUUUUCUUUCAGAUGGGGUUUUUAUGCUGCUACGGUUAUGUGAUCUUUUCUUUUAUUUUUUUCCUUCUAUUAUUUGCCCCCCAAAUAAUUCUCUCUUGUUUCUUGUAAAUUGAUUAUAUAUUUUGAGUGUUGGUUUCUUGGAUUCCGUAGA
Elaeis guineensis (African oil palm) is the source of this 835-nucleotide messenger RNA. RefSeq names its product signaling peptide TAXIMIN 1. The record is from RefSeq and is a predicted model, not a curated record. Lineage: Eukaryota; Viridiplantae; Streptophyta; Magnoliopsida; Arecales; Arecaceae.